Bactrocera dorsalis (oriental fruit fly) is the source of this 3257-nucleotide messenger RNA. RefSeq names its product kelch-like protein 17. The coding region runs from base 1537 to 3240 and encodes 567 amino acids. The transcript has 7 exons. NCBI's taxonomy places the organism in Eukaryota, Metazoa, Arthropoda, Insecta, Diptera, Tephritidae. Gene Ontology annotation, molecular function: protein binding. The record is from RefSeq and is a predicted model, not a curated record.
CCUUACUUGUUAUGAUUUGUUUUCUUCUGAUUUUUUGUUUUAUAUUUUUGUGUACAUUGAAACUGUCUUUAUUGGUCAUUUCUUUGUUCUCUUGUCAAAAAAUUUACAUGUGAAAGCAACAAAAUUUAUCGAGCAGAAUUGAAGGAAGAGAGUAUGCGGAUGUCUCAUUCAAGUGUUAUCAGACAACAUAAAACGAUGAGAAUGUGCAAACCGAAUUUUGAAUGUUGCUCAUUUGGACGACUAACAGAGCUGAAAAACUUCAACCGGCGAAUUCAUCAUAAUCGCUGCUAUUUAGCAGAAAUGAGUAAAAAACGACUUGAUCAUCUCCAAGGCACUUAAGCUGAGCCAUUCUAUACUCUCUAAACCUCUCAGAGACCGAAAAAUGGUAUUUUAACGAGAGCACAAGGAGAUAUAUUCUCUAAGCUGUACUGAGUACUUCAGUUCUAGAAAAGAGUUUUGGCUGCAGUAAAGCGCAUGGUUAAUGAACCGAAAUUACUCUCUUUGAUUGUUGAGAGAGCUCAUGAUCUCGUCGUUUAAUUUGGCAGCACAGAAUGUUCACGAGCUACUGGAGAGAUGACAGCAAAACCACGAAUUUACCGCUAAGAAUCCCAACGAAAUAUAGUAAAUUGCGCAAAUGAAUGUGUGCUGUGAAGUUAAAUUUUUUAGUGAAUUUUACGUACAUAUGUUUCGCUUAGCGUAUCAUACGUCAACGUAUUUGCAUAUUUUGGUUCGAAUUCUCGCAAAUGUUAAAUAAGCUUUGACUUCCGAAUAAAUUAUCAAAAAUUAUUUAUUUGUUAAAUACUAGAGGACCCGUCCAGGCUUUCCUGUGCGCUGAUACAUAGAUAGUACUACUUAUACCAUCUAUACGAUUUCUAUUAGUUAGAUUGUAACUAUUAGUUAAUGAGAAGUUGAAGCAACUUGUGUUGGCUUACAAAAAAAAUAAAAUGAAUCAGAAAGCAUUUCGUCUUAAUAAAGCAUUGCUUUUUUGGGAAAAAUACUGUUGACUUUGGGCUGAGCACCAGGAAAAUCAAACGAGUCCAAUCGAUAGUCAGAUAGUGGACUGCAUAUUAUGAACCGGUUUUCAGGCGUGGAAAGACAAGCCAUUUUUUGUUGUGAUAUUAAAUAUAUCUGACGGGUUCGUUCUAAAAAAAAAAUCUUGGUUCAGGAGGAACAAUCAAUAUAUCCCAAUUACUAAGCGUUCUCACGUAUUAGCUCUCCGUUGUUAUUAUUUUUACUUACGCAUUUCUUACGUUUUUUGAAUUACUAGGUAAUAUUUUCAAAUGGUUCUUUCAUGAAUUUUGAGUAAAUGCUUAUGAUUUGAAGUAUUAAUUUUGUAUUUAGGACUUGUAUUGAAGAAACAUUUGAGUUGGAGGAAGGUUCGAAUAUCGGAAGGUUGCAUUAAUCUAUAGACUAUAAGUUUACUUGUUCUACUUGAUAAUUUGAAAGCAAAAGUCGAGUUGAAUUUAAUUAUUUAAAACAUUUUAUUCCAUAUCGUUUUUUUCUUUUUAUUACAAAAGGAAAGCCCACUGACUAGCAAUGGCCACGAUUUUUACGCCAGGACCUGCUCUUCAGAGCAAUUCCAGUGAACAGAACCGUUUCAUGGAGAAAUUAAUGGCAAAAAUACUUAGCUUUUACGACGAACAGUCUCUAAUCGAUGUCACAUUUAAAGUUUCAAACCCAACGGCUGUUGUACCCGCACAUCGUUUGAUACUCGCAGCAGCGAGUCCCUACUUCGAGAACCUUUUCAAAGGCGAGCAAGGCAAUAAUCCCGUCAUCGAGAUAAAUGAUAUCGAUAGCGAUACAUUUGAGCGUCUAAUAACCUUUUGUUACACCGGGAAGGCCUUCAUUACCGUUAACAAUGUUGGUGCCAUGCUGAAGGCGGCACUCAUUUUGCAAUUAGACGAUGUCACAAGCAGUUGUGUGGAUUUCCUCAUAACAAAUAUCAAUGACUAUACAUUACAGGCUGCUUACACGCUCGAGCGAGAAACGCAGUGUGAACGGCUUAAGCAAAAACUCAUCGAAUAUGAAAUAAAGAACUUUAUGGAGAUCAGUCGAGGCGUUGAGUUUCUGAGUUUUGAUGUAGAAAAAUUGCAACGUAUUCUGGAAUCUGACAAUUUGCAUAUAACUCGUGAGGAAGAUGCCUAUGAUGCCAUAAAACGCUGGUUCAAUUACGAUGUUCCUGCACGUCAGGAGGCACUGCCACUUUUAAUGUCUUGUCUCCGGCUUACCCAAUUCGAUGUGGACUUUCUGUUGACACACAUUCAGCCGUUACCUGGUUGUGAGCUGCUGGUCUUCAAGGCGCUAACGUGGAUCGGAGAGUCUGCAGUACGAACAAAGCUAAAUAUGAGAUUUACAGAACCACGUGCUACGUGUGAGAAAACAUUCCUGGCGAUUUUCCGAGUAGGGUUUUAUCACAAGCUGCUGCAAUAUAACAAAGCUGAGGAUAAGUGGCGGGAAUAUGAAAAUUUGGAAAUCGAUUACUUUGAUUAUGGGACGAUUUUAAAGGAUGAAAAUAUAUUAUUUAUUGGUGGUUAUAAAAGUGGUGACGUAUCUAACAUCGUCCGCAGCUUGAAUAUACGAAAUAAGACAUGGCAAAAUUUGUGCGCCAUGAAGCAAGCAAGAUGUGGACAUAGUGUUGUCGAAAUAGAUGGUAAAAUCUUCGCGAUUGGUGGUUACGAGCGUGGUUUAGAGGGUGGAAAAGUUUUGCCGUCGGUGGAAAGAUAUACACCAUCCGAUGGUUGGGAGUCCGUGAGCAGUUUGAUUGUUGAAAGACAUAGCGCCGGAGCAGUGACUUUAAAUAACAAAAUUUAUAUAAUGGGCGGUACAAAUACUCCACUAAGAGCCUUAAAACUCGUCGAAUGCUACAACCCGGAUUCGAAUAUUUGGACUUCUUGCGCUGAUAUGAUGGAAUGUCGUGUUCUUCCUCAUGUAAAAGUACAUAAAGGUCAUAUUUAUGUUUUAGACACGUAUUCUGCUAACCGUAGACAAAGUGUUGAACGUUAUGAUCCUGAGCGAAACACCUGGUCUAAGAUUUGUUGUUUGAAUUCUGACUGGGCUCGAAUUGCAGGCAUGUCGUUAGACAAUAAGCUAUGGCUUUUUGGUCGCCUUGAAUCUGAUAACGUACCAAGUGUAUCAGUCUAUGACGAGCAUAAUGACCGUUGGGUAGAAAAGUGUUCAUUACACAAUGUAGAUGGAUUAUUCCGUUGUAUUGUGCCUGUAGCCUUAGUGUCAAUGAAAUGAAUAAAUAAUAUUAUUAU